Molecule: messenger RNA, 429 nt
Organism: Emys orbicularis (European pond turtle)
Lineage: Eukaryota; Metazoa; Chordata; Testudines; Emydidae
Gene: LHFPL7
Product: LHFPL tetraspan subfamily member 7
Exons: 3
Cellular component (GO): membrane
Source: RefSeq, a predicted model, not a curated record
AUGUGCACCAUAUACAGGACUCUAGAGAAUAUCCCUGCUGUUUCCUGGAAGAUUGCAGCUGUGUUGCUUUUUGGAGGUUGGAUGCUGCUAGCAUUUGGAACAGUUCUUACCUUGUCUUGGAUUUUUUAUCCCAGGGACUUUGCCAGAGGAGGGUUAUCUGCAAAACAUCUGCAAACAGCUGCAGUGAUUGGCACAAUCUUGGGACUGCUGAUUUUUCCAUGUAGUUUGGAUUCUGCAUUCGCUAAUGAAAUUACAUACAAUGCUGGGAAAUAUAAGCUUGGCUGGGACUACAUGGUGGCUAUCCUGGAUGUCGUACUACCAUGUUAACUGCCAGUCAUCAGCAGAUACAAUUUAAAUGAGGUCAAGUCCAAGAUCUUUUUCUCUACUGCUACAGAAAGUAUAAUUCUAGUAAGAGAAGAUGAACAAUAA